Molecule: messenger RNA, 3784 nt
Organism: Oreochromis aureus
Lineage: Eukaryota; Metazoa; Chordata; Actinopteri; Cichliformes; Cichlidae
Product: calpain-9-like
Exons: 22
Coding region: 149-2245 (698 amino acids)
Biological process (GO): proteolysis
Cellular component (GO): cytoplasm
Molecular function (GO): calcium-dependent cysteine-type endopeptidase activity
Source: RefSeq, a predicted model, not a curated record
AGAAACAUAAGGACGGCGUACACAGCCUCAGGUGCUUAAAUGCACAGUCGAAGCUACUUGGUUCUCACCCACCGGUUCACCCAGAUUCAACACCUUUUUCUGCACAGCUUUUCACUUUUGAGUUAGUGAGAGUCCAAAAACUGCAGUGAUGCCUCCUCCCGGUGUAUGCUUGAACAUCAUAGAGGCCCGCUACAAGAAGGAUGGUUUUGGAAAAUUCACUAAGCCCCACAAGUUCUUUGGCCAAGACUAUGAGCAGUUGAAACAGUACUGUCUCACAAGAGGAGUAAGCUUCACUGAUGAGACAUUUCUACCUGACAGAAGGUCCAUUGGCCAAGAGAUACAGCGCCAUGGCAUACUGAGCCCUUCUGAACUGGCCUGUGUGGAGUGGCGGAGACCAGCAGAAAUUGUUCGUUUUCCAGCCUUUGUACUUGACGGAGUCUCCAGGUUUGAUUUUGGUCAAGGGAAACUUGGAAACUGCUGGUUUCUUGCGUCAAUCGGAGCGCUGACGUUCCAGAAAUCCAUUUUCGCAGAAGUUGUCCCACUUGAACAAAGAUUUGAUGAGAACUACUGUGGGAUUUUUCACUUCAGGUUCUGGAGAUUUGGGCAGUGGGAGGAUGUGGUCAUUGAUGACAAACUACCAACAAUCAAUGGCAGACUAAUCUUUGUUCAUUCCAAAGACCAAAAUGAGUUCUGGCCUGCUCUCCUGGAGAAAGCCUAUGCCAAGGUUUGUGGUUCCUACUCCGACAUGAUUGCUGGAACUCUCUCAGAGGCUAUGAUGGACUUCACUGGUGGCGUCCACAUUAACAUCGAGCUGUCACACCCGAGUCCAAGCCUGUGGGGGCUGAUCUGUAGAGCUGGCAAAUCAAACACACUGAUGGGCUGUGGUACACCUCCCAGGGAGACAUCUGGUAACGAAAUAUUACCAAAUGGACUGGUUGCAGGCCAUGCAUACACUGUGACAGGUGUCAAAGAGAUGAUGAGUCGAGGAAAAAUUGUACACCUGGUGCGUUUGUGGAAUCCCUGGGGUAACGGAGAGUGGAAAGGAGACUGGAGUGAUCGGUCUCCUCUGUGGCAAACUGUGAGUCCUGAGGACCGUGAAAUGUGCCUUUCAGUGGCUGAUGAUGGAGAGUUUUGGAUCACCUUUGAAGAUUUCUGUAAGUUCUACAUAGAUAUUGACAUCUGUGGGCUGUCUCCUGACUUCCUUAAUGAAAGUGACUCUAGUCAGUGGAAGACCUCUGUGUAUGACGGCCGAUGGGUUGCAGGAACCACUGCUGGAGGUUGCCUUAAUUACAGAGACAGUUUCUGGACUAAUCCACAGUGUCGUUUCAAAAUUUGCGGUGGAUACUCAGAGAAAGAUGGCGAUAAAAACAUAAUGGUGUCUCUCAUGCAAAAGCCCGAAAAAAGGAAUAGACACCUGGCGCAAAACCUCCACAUUGGGUUUUUCAUAUUUGAGGUGACUGAAAAAUAUAAGACACAGAGGGGGAAGUUUACAGAGGAGUUCUUCAAAUCCCAGGCACCUGUUGCCCAAACUAAAACCUACCUGAAUGCCCGUGAGGUGAUGGAGUUCUUUAUGUUAAAGCAUGGUGAAUACUUGAUUGUGCCAUCCACCUUCAAUCCCAAUGAGACAGCCUCCUUUAUCCUGACCAUCCACGCAAAAUCAGAGACCAACUGCUAUGAUAAUUCUGGUGAUCACAAACAUGAGCUUGAUGAGAAGGUCAAGGUCAAAAAUCGACAGGGUGAUGAACAAAGGAGAGAGUUUUUCCAUAAACACUCUGACAAGUAUGAAGAAGUGGAUGCUGAGCAGCUUCAGAGGCUUCUAAAUGAAAACAUCCUAAAAGGAGACCUGAAAUCUGGAGGUUUCAGUAUUGACGCCUGUCGCAGCAUGGUUGCACUAAUGGAUACAUCAAUCACAGGAAAACUCAACAGUGAGGAAUUUCUUCGUCUGUGGAACAAAGUUGUUACAUUCAAGGAAAUUUUCUUUCGCACUGACGUUUCACGAACAGGAACGCUGUCACUGAGGGAACUACGAAAUGCAUUCUUAGUCUCAGGAAUAAGGGUGAGUGACGACAUGCUGAAUCUGAUGGCUCUGCGCUACGGCGCCUCCUCUGGACACAUGACGCUGGAGAGCUUCAUCAGUCUCAUCCUUCGCUUUGACUGCAUGAACAAAAUCUUCAGACAGUUAUCUGAUGGAAAAGCCAUGACUCUUCAAGAGUCUGAGUGGAUGUACAUUUCAAUGUACACUUAACGCAAGGGAAUGGACGUUCAAUGCACAGUUCAUCUGCACAGUUCAUCUGCACACACUGAAGAAGAGAUCCAUGUAUAUUUUUUCUGCUAAGCUAUAAGUUUUCCUUUAGAUAAUUGCCAAAAUGCAAAAUGCUUUCAAGAUAACUUUUCUCAAAAAGUAGAUAUUUCUAUUUUUAAUUGUCAUUUACUUGGCAAAUUUUUUUACUGAGACAGACAGAGAAGACAGAAACGUAUUGUAGAGGGAACAAUCUGAGAUAUAUAACGUGAAUAUGAAUAAUCAAUGAAAAUUAAAUACUAGAAGAAUGUGAUUGCAUGUAACAGGCUCCUCUGUAUCUGUAACUGUUCUAACAGAAAAACAGGGAAAAGGCUAUAAAGGAUGUUUUUUCUUUAUGCACUUUGAGCUCAUUAAACCCACAUAGAUUAUGUGAGGGUGCAAUGUUUGAUUUGGCCAUGAUGCUUUAUUGAUUCAUUCAUCACUCAUUAGUGACACAACAGUGCAAGAAAGCACCAGUGUUGUUGGAAUCAACAUACUGUUAGUUUUAAAUGAUUUUUCUGUCAUUCAAAUGCAGCUCUUUUUGAUAAAUGCAUUAUGCCCAGAUGUAUCUGGCUUUAUCUUACUUUCCCACUGUCCACUCCUCAUUUCAGGUUCAGGUUGCUUUUUAUGUAUCAGGCUUAAUGGCCCUGAAUGCUUUCUAAAUGUUUAUCAAAAACACUGUAAAAUCACUGGAACAUUUUCAUGUAAAUAAAUUUUAAAAAGAAAAAGAAGAAGAAGAAGAAGAAGAAGAAGAAGAAGUAGUUUAGCAAAUGAGCCACCAAUUCAAAUUCUAGCACCAGAAUCUGGGAGGUAUUCACUGAUUCAGCUGCAGCUCAGUGUUUGUAAACUGUAAGAGUAUGUAGGAGAGCAAAAGCACCUAAGUAUAGAGGCUAGCACAUCAAGCAUCCUGGGAAGUGGGACAAUCCCUCGUGUAAAAACUCCCCAGUGAACAUGAACCACAUUUACUGAAACUCUAAUCAUUCCCAGCAUACAUUUCCUUACUCCAGUAGCCUUGCCAAAUGUUUGUAAAUAUUCCAAGAGAGUACCAAGAGUUUCCUCUCUCAAGCAUUUCAGAUGGCACAAAGGGAAUGUUAAUCCACAACACUGUAGUGAAAUUAACAGGAACCACAUAGUCCCAGUAUGUCAGCAUUUCUUCAAUGGUUCCCUGUUAAAUCUUGAGUUGAAUUUCAAAUCCUUUCACUUACAUAUAAAAGUCCUAAAUAAUCAAACCCUGUGAUAUCUUAGAGACCUCAAAUACCAUGUUAACUUAAUAAAGAACUUUCAUCCUCCACUGCAGACUUACUUGCUGCUCCUAGAGUUUCCAAAACUAGACUGAGAGGCAGAGCCCUGUCUCCUGGUGACCUUGCUCCCAGUUUGGGUUCAGCAGACAGAAACUCUGUCUGCUUUUGAGAUUAGUCUUAUGCUGUUAUAGGCUCAGGAUUCUGUUGAGCUUCCCAUGAUGCUCUUAACAUUUAUUCUCACCUAUUUUCAACUCCCCAGACACUU